Saccostrea echinata is the source of this 2547-nucleotide messenger RNA. RefSeq names its product prominin-1-A-like. The transcript has 25 exons. Lineage: Eukaryota; Metazoa; Mollusca; Bivalvia; Ostreida; Ostreidae. The record is from RefSeq and is a predicted model, not a curated record. Bases 1 to 2547 code for a protein of 848 amino acids. Gene Ontology annotation, cellular component: membrane.
AUGUCCCGCAGCUUGGUAGUACUGUUGGUGGUACUGCCGCUAACCUUAGCGGGUACCAUCACAGACAGCUAUGGCAAUGAAGCAUUUGACAAUGGAACUAUAUCCUGGGCCUCCGUCCCUUCUGGUAUACCAUACAAGACGACAAAUAAUUACGAUGAGGGAUCUCUGAAAACUUUGUUUGCAUUCGUUCAUGGAUUUAUUAAUACCAUUCAACCCAAUCCGUUUCCAUUCACACUGAUAAAACAAGUUCUCAAUGGUAGUUUUGAUAUUUCAUCGCAGUAUAUGGAGUUAGUAAAUUACGCCAUGGGGUUCGGAAUCUGCUUUGUGAUUGGUCUGUUAUUUAUGGUUUUUCUUCCACUGUGUGGCUGCUGCUUUUGUUGUUGUCGUUGCUGUGGUAACUGUGGAGGAAAUAGUAAACAGGUGUACGAGGAAAAUGAAGGCUGUAAAAGAAUGGGGCUUGCUCAGGCGCUGUUUCUGAUGUCUGUUGUUAUGGCGGCAUCUGCGGGUUGCGUGUACAUGACGAACGGACGCUUUACGGUAGCGUUGGAGUACGCCGAUACCAGUAUUGCCGAUAAUCUUGAUGACAUCAUGUCGUACGUCAACAAUACAGGGAUGCAAUUUAAGUUCGUUGCUGUAGACAUGUAUAGUAUUGUGGCUGAUGCUCUCAUUCGUGACAUUUCAGGGAUAGGGAGUGUAUUAACGUCAGCCAUUUUCAGUGUUCUUGACAUUGACCCUGUGAUCAAUGCUGUUAUUUCACUGGACCAAUCCCUCACAAGCAUAAAAUCAGCGCUGGAUCAGGUGAUUACAGACCAGAAUGCUCUGACGUCAGCCGCUAAUUCUCUGACUUCCAGUCUGUCCACUCUCAAAAAUGACAUCGACUCCACCAAGUCUUCAUGUAACGGUCUCUGUACACCAUCUACAGCGUGUGACAGUUUUGAUACCUCCCCUUUAGCAAUGACGAUCGACUUUUCCUCCUUGCCAGAUCUCACAUCCACUCAGACGGCAAUCGACAACGUUGUGUCCCAGAACCUCACCGGUUUAGCUUUAACGGCGAAAGCAAGUCUAGAUGACAUGGAAUCGACGAUAAAUUCCUCAACGUCCAGUAUCCAGUCAUCUCUACAAUCUACCAUGGACUCGUUUAAAUCAACAUUAAAUACAAUGGUGGACAAUCUCUUGAGUCAACUAAAUGGGGCAUUUGACACUGCUUCACUCAAAUCAGAUGCUAAAAGUUUUUUCGAGACUGCUCUUACGUAUGACGUCUACAGACAAUAUUUUGGAUAUGGUCUAAUGGGUUUGUUUUCCCUGAUUCCGGUUCUUAAUAUCAUUGGAAUAUUUUGCGGAUGUUGCUGUGGAGGAAGUGAUGUCAAACCUACAGAACGAGGCUGCUGUUCAAGUUGUGGGGGCUGUCUCAUAAUGUUGACCGUAGCCAUCAUGUUUAUGAUAGGUGCCAUUCUGAUGUUCCUAACCACAUUUACUUUUAUGAUUGGCGCAAAUUUUGAGAAGAUUUGCCAAACAUUCUUGGAUUUGACCAUAUUUAAGGAUUUUAUUGAUACUGGGGCCAUUUCAUCAUUCUCUCUUGGUUCCAUGUUACUGAAUGAUCCUAACGCCAACAUCAGCAUCUACAAUCUCCUUCUAGGAUGCAGACAAAACAAGGCUCCCUUUGAACUUCUUUCAUUAAAUACAUUAGUGCCCAUUGACAACUACCUUAACUACAGUCAGUAUCUUGGUAACAUUGACCAGCAGAUGAAUGACAUCACUACUAGUAUUGAUCUAAGUAGUUUUAAAGUUUUGACGCCAUCUAUGGAGAGCAGCUUGAAUGACUUCAAAAACUCUGGAAUCGACAAUAUAAACUUUACUGCCAUAAAUGAAACGUUGAGCCAAGAUUUUGGUUCUAUCGAUUUCAACUCAAUGAUAGCAGCCAUGCAAACAAUUAAAAGCUUGUGCACCGGGCCCGCAUCAGCAGGUUGGACACAACACAUAACGGACAUGGAAACUAUACGAGACACAACCUACCCGGCUUUAGUCACGGCACAGUCGAAUCUUCAGACUUCAGUAGCAUCUUUGGAAAGUUCAUUAAGUGGAGUCACAACAAAAAUCGACAAUGUAAUGACAACAGCUAGAAACGCUGAUGACCAACUGCAGAAUAACGUAACGAGCGUUUUAACAUCGGUGGCCGCGACAUAUAAAGAUCAGAUAUUGGGAUACAUAGAUUCCUACAUAAAUAGAACUAGAUAUCUGAUUUACAAUGACCUGGCUGCCUGCUUACCCCUAUGGAACCUCUACGACUCCUUUACGACCAUGUUUUGUAAAUACACUAUGGAUGCAUUAAACGGAUUUUGGUUCGGGAUUGGCUGGGCCCUUCUUUUCUUUGUACCAGUCAUCAUUGUUGCUGUUAAGCUCUCUAAGUAUUACCGUAAGAUGGAUAAAUGUGAAGGAUAUGGCGACGACGACGACGAUGAUGAAGAUACUUAUGAUGAGUAUGGACGGACCUUCAAACCGAACCCUGAGCCACCGGGCUAUCAGUACCAUAAGUCCAUCGAUUUUUAA